Messenger RNA from Entamoeba invadens IP1, 465 nucleotides. RefSeq names its product nuclear autoantigen Sp-100, putative. NCBI's taxonomy places the organism in Eukaryota, Evosea, Mastigamoebida, Endamoebidae. The record is from RefSeq and is a predicted model, not a curated record. The coding region runs from base 1 to 465 and encodes 154 amino acids. The transcript has 2 exons.
AUGUCCCUUCAUGAUAAAAAACGCUCAAUUGACCUCUUAAAUUGCCCAUCCAAGCCCGGCAAAAUGCCAAAAGAAGACAAGAAGGAGAAGAAAGAAGACGUAGAAAAAGAUGAGAAAGUCGAAGAAACAAAAAAGCCACGCGUUUACAAGAAACGUGCCAAAAAAUACCCAGUCGCCAAGCCCAAAAAAGCUAAAAACUCGUACAUUAAAUAUUGUCAAGAAAAGCGAGAAAGUGUAAAAGAAGACUUCCCGGAUCUCAAAGGUGCUGAGAUCACCAAGAAGCUUUCAGAGAUGUGGGGGAACCUUACUGAAGAUGAGAAAGAGGCUUACAAGCCAAAGAAAAAUGGUAAAAAGAAAGUUGAAGACAACGAAGAAAAAGAUGAAGAAAAAAAGUCAACAAAGAAGGAAACAAAGAAAGAGACAAAGUCCGAGAAAAAGACGCCGAAGAAGAAAGGAGGAAAAUAA